Molecule: messenger RNA, 2757 nt
Organism: Condylura cristata (star-nosed mole)
Lineage: Eukaryota; Metazoa; Chordata; Mammalia; Eulipotyphla; Talpidae
Gene: ARPP21
Product: cAMP-regulated phosphoprotein, 21kDa
Exons: 16
Coding region: 91-2235 (714 amino acids)
Cellular component (GO): cytoplasm
Molecular function (GO): nucleic acid binding
Source: RefSeq, a predicted model, not a curated record
GAGGAUGAUAAAUCUAGGAAAGAUGACUCUGAAAGAGACAAAGAAAAGGAUAAAAACAAAGAUAGAACCUCUGAAAAACCCAAGAUCAGAAUGUUAUCAAAAGAUUGCAGCCAAGAAUAUACGGAUUCUACUGGCAUAGACUUACACGAGUUUUUGAUUAACACAUUAAAGAAUAAUUCCAGGGACAGGAUGAUACUCUUGAAAAUGGAGCAGGAAAUUAUUGAUUUUAUUAGUGACAACAAUAAUCAUUACAAAAAGUUCCCUCAGAUGUCAUCCUACCAGAGAAUGCUUGUUCAUCGAGUAGCUGCUUACUUUGGUUUGGAUCAUAAUGUGGAUCAAACAGGGAAAUCUGUUAUCAUCAACAAGACCAGCAGCACAAGAAUACCAGAGCAAAGGUUUUGUGAACAUUUAAAAGAUGAAAAAGGUGAAGAAUCCCAGAAGCGGUUUAUCUUGAAGCGAAAUAACUCUAGUAUUGAUAAAGAAGACAAUCAGCAAAACAGAAUGCAUCCAUUUAGAGAUGACAGACGAAGUAAAUCAAUUGAAGAGAGAGAAGAGGAAUAUCAGAGAGUGAGGGAGAGAAUAUUUGCACACGAUUCAGUUUGCUCCCAGGAAAGCCUUUUUGUGGAAAACAGGCUCUUGGAAGACAGUAACAUAUGCAAUGAGACCUAUAAGAAAAGACUGCUCUUUCGGGGCAACAGAGAUGGCUCAGGGAGAACAUCUGGGAGUCGACAGAGCAGCUCAGAGAACGAACUCAAGUGGUCUGACCACCAGCGGGCCUGGAGCAGCACGGACUCCGACAGCUCCCACCGCAAUCUCAAGCCCACCAUGACCAAGACGGCAAGUUUUGGGGGCAUCACGGUGCUGACCCGGGGUGACAGCACCUCCAGUACGAGGAGCACUGGGAAGCUAUCCAAAGCAGGUUCUGAGUCUUCCAGUAGUGCGGGAUCCUCAGGAUCGCUGUCCCGCACCCAUCCACCUCUCCAGAGUGCACCCCUGGUCUCCAGCGUGGCAGCCACUUCCAGCUGUGUGCCCUAUCCAGAGAAUGGAAUGGGGGGACAGGUCGCACCCAGCAGCACCAGCUACAUCCUCCUUCCACUUGAAGCUGCAACAGGCAUCCCCCCUGGAAGCAUCCUUCUUAAUCCACACACAGGCCAGCCCUUUGUGAAUCCCGAUGGAAGCCCCGCAAUAUACAACCCCCCCACCAGCCAGCAGCCCCUGCGAAGUGCAAUGGUGGGGCAGUCCCAGCAGCAGCCACAGCAGCAACCCUCUCCUCAACCACAACAGCAGGUCCAGCCACCACAGCCACAGAUGGCCAGCCCAUUGGUCACUCAGUCUGUGCAGGGGCUGCAGGCGUCCUCCCAGUCAGUGCAAUAUCCCGCCGUCUCUUUUCCUUCCCAGCAUCUCCUGCCUGUGUCUCCACCACAGCCGUUCUCCAUGAGAGAUGAUGUGGCCACACAGUUCAGCCAGAUGACCCUGAGCCGGCAAUCCUCAAGAGAGACUCCUGAGCCCCCAUCUGGUCCUGUCUACCCAUCGUCCCUCCUGCCGCAACCAGCCCAACAGCCCAGCUAUGUCAUCGCUUCUACAGGCCAGCAGCUUCCUACAGGAGGGUUCUCAGGCUCUGGGCCUCCCAUGUCCCAGCAAGUCCUCCAGUCCCCACCCUCACCACAGGGAUUUGUGCAACAGCCUCUACCUGCACAGAUGCCCAUAUACUAUUACCCAUCUGGUCAAUACCCUACCUCAACCACACAGCAGUACCGGCCCAUCACCUCCGUUCAGUACAGCGCUCAGAGGGCCCAGCAGAUGCCACAGGCAGCCCAGCAAGCAGGUUACCAGCCGGUGUUGUCUGGUCAACAGGGGUUCCAAGGCCUCAUGGGGGUGCAGCAGCCACCUCAGAGUCAGAGCAUGAUGAGCAGCCAGCAGGGAACUCCGGUGCAGAGUGUGAUGGUCUCCUACCCAACAAUGUCCUCUUAUCAGGUGCCAAUGACCCAAGGUUCUCAGGGACUGCCCCAGCAGCAGUCCUACCAACAGCCAAUCAUGCUGCCUACCCAGGCGGGUCAAGGAUCACUCCCAGCCACUGGAAUACCUGUUUACUGCAAUGUCACCCCGCCGGCCCCACAGAACAACGUUAGGCUGAUUGGGCCACACUGCCCUUCCAGCACUGUCCCCGUGAUGUCAGCUAGCUGCAGGACAAACUGUGCAAGUAUGAGCAACGCUGGGUGGCAGGUCAAAUUCUGAGCCCAGGCCGAGUGCAGUUCUUCAGCUGUUACGCAUGGCCUUGAGGGGAUAAAGGGAAGAGGAGCAAGGUGGGAAGACUGGCUGAGGACUUAAGCAUUCACUCAUUGCUCAAACGUAUGCUGCUGGUGUUCUGUACAAAGCAAAGACUAAUAUGCGUUAGCUGGUUAAUGGUGCAUAUCUGUCAUGUCUGCUAGGUAUGCCUUUAUAGCUUAGCUAGUGACAUGAAUUCAUCAAGGUAAGAUUUUCUCCUACCACUGAAUACCACUGUGUAGACUAUAAUAUCCCUUAUUUGGAUUAUUUCAAUUAUUAGUUUUGUACUUUGUGUUGAGUUUGUGAUGCUAAAAGUAUUUAAAAAUUAUAUACUGAAAUCACCUGUACCAAAGCUGUAAUGGAAAAGAAGAGCAUUGAUGAAUGGAAGGAAUAAUUUAUAUACACUAUAGAGUUUUCUUUUUUAAUGGAUAUAUACGGUAUUGUAGUGUUUAAUCACAAUAAAAUUAUUUGACCUUAUGGAGGAAGGUCAUU